CGGGUGUCUCCACGUGAGAGUUCAGUAUCAACAGCAUGAUGGCUGCCGUGUAACUUCAGCACCUGAGUUAUCCAUGUUCUGUGAAAAUUAAUUCAUAAGUCCUUUGUCUGCAAUCGGAAGUGACAGGAAGACGAUGGCAACGGUUCGCAAGAAGGUCGACAACCGGAUCCGUGUACAGAUAGAGAAUGGAGUCUCUUUGCAGCACCGCUCCAUGUUUGUUGUGGUGGGAGAUCGAGGCAGAGAUCAGGUUGUCAUCCUGCAUCACAUGUUGUCCAAAGCCAGCGUGAGAGCUCGACCCUCAGUUCUGUGGUGCUACAAAAAAGACCUUGGUUUCAGCAGUAAUCGCAAGAAGCGCAUGAGACAGCUGCAGAAGAAGAUCAAAACGGGCACGUUGAAUCUGAAUCAGGACGACCCGUUUGAACUCUUCAUCGCUGCAACAAACAUCCGCUACUGUUACUACAAUGAGACGCACAAGAUUCUGGGAAACACCUACGGCAUGUGUGUCCUGCAGGAUUUUGAAGCACUUACACCCAACCUCCUAGCAAGAACGAUUGAGACUGUAGAAGGAGGCGGGAUUGUGGUCAUACUGCUGCGGACAAUGAACUCUCUUAAGCAGCUUUACACUAUGACUAUGGACGUACACUCCCGCUACAGGACAGAGGCUCAUCAGGAUGUGGUGGGACGGUUCAAUGAGAGGUUCAUUCUGUCUCUUGCAUCUUGCAAGAACUGCGUCGUCAUUGACGACCAACUCAACAUCCUCCCCAUGUCCAGUCACAUGGCAAAUAUCAAGCCAGUUCCCCCAAAGACUCAGGAGGACAGUUUGUCUCCACGAGAACAGGAGCUGAAGGCUCUGAAGGAGUCCCUUCAGGACACUCAGCCUGUGGGGGUGUUGGUGGACUCCUGCAGGACCAUGGAUCAGGCCAAAGGAGUGCUGAAGUUCAUUGAGGCGAUCUCAGAGAAAACCCUGAGGAGCACUGUGGCUAUGACUGCAGCCCGUGGUCGAGGAAAGUCUGCAGCUCUGGGGUUGGCCGUUGCUGGAGCUGUGGCCUUUGGCUACUCCAAUAUUUUCGUAACGUCACCAAGCCCAGACAACCUCCACACCAUGUUUGAGUUUAUCUUCAAAGGAUUUGAUGCUCUGCAGUAUCAGGAGCAUCUGGACUAUGAAAUCAUCCAAUCUUUGAACCCAGAGUUCAACAAAGCAGUGGUGCGCGUCAACAUCUUCAAAGAGCAUCGACAGACAAUUCAGUACAUCCACCCCGGUGAUGCAGUGAAACUGGGCCAGGCUGAAUUGCUGGUCAUUGACGAGGCUGCAGCCAUCCCUCUCCCUUUGGUCAAAAAACUGCUCGGGCCUUAUCUGGUUUUCAUGGCCUCCACCAUCAACGGGUACGAAGGUACCGGUCGCUCCCUCUCCCUCAAACUGAUUCAGCAGUUGAGGCAACAGAGUGCAGACAGUCAGCAGAGUAUGUCAGCAGAGAACAGGUCCACCAACACAACGAGGCUAGCAGCAGCUCGCUCUCUACAUGAGGUUUCUCUGCACGAGUCCAUCCGAUAUGCUGCGGGGGACGCCGUGGAGAAGUGGCUGAAUGAUCUGCUAUGCCUGGACUGUCUUAACAUUCCCAGGCUCAUUUCUGGCUGCCCACUUCCACAGACUUGUGACCUAUAUUAUGUGAACAGAGACACACUGUUCUGUUACCACAAGGCAUCCGAGGCCUUCUUGCAGAGGUUGAUGGCUCUCUAUGUGUCAUCACAUUAUAAGAAUUCCCCCAAUGACCUGCAGAUGUUGUCUGAUGCUCCGGCUCAUCACCUCUUCUGCCUCCUGCCGCCUGUUCCUCCUACACAGAACUCACUACCUGAAGUCCUCGCUGUUGUGCAGGUGUGUCUGGAGGGAGAAAUAUCUCGGCAAUCCAUCCUCAACAGUCUCUCUAGGGGGAAGAAGGCCUCCGGUGAUCUCAUCCCCUGGACUGUAUCAGAACAAUUUCAAGACCCAGAGUUCGGCAGCCUCUCUGGGGCCAGAGUGGUGCGAAUAGCUGUCAAUCCAGACUACCAGGGGAUGGGUUAUGGCUCCAGAGCGCUCCAACUGCUGCAGAUGUACUACGAGGGCAAGUUUCCCACCAUGGAUGAGAGCGCACACUCAAACCACAAUGAGAUCACAUCUGUCACCAGUGAGGCUGUCAGUCUUCUGGAGGAAGUUAUCAUGCCACGGAAGGAGCUGCCCCCUCUGCUGCUGAAGCUGAGCGAGAGGAGAGCAGAGAGACUGGACUAUUUAGGCGUUUCGUACGGCCUGACCACACAGCUGCUCAAGUUCUGGAAGAAAGCGGGUUAUACUCCAGUCUACUUAAGACAAACCCCUAAUGACCUGACAGGAGAGCACUCAUGUGUGAUGCUGAAGGAGCUGAAUACAGAUGAAGCCCAAGUGCAGAGCCAGUGGCAAUCUGCUUUCUGGAAAGAUUUCCGACGGCGCUUCCUGUCCCUCCUCUCCUACCAGUUCAGUCGCUUUCAUCCAAGCCUGGCACUCACCAUCUUGCAGAGUAAAAACUCAAAGGAGGAGACGAGCAUCCUCAGUAGCUCCGAGCUGGCCGCUCAGUUCAGCCCAUACGACCUUAAACGUCUGGAGUUGUAUUCAAGGAGCAUGGUGGAUUAUCACCUCAUCAUGGACCUGAUCCCAGCAGUGGCACGCAUGUUCUUCCUCAGGCAGCUUGGUGACAUUUCCCUGUCAGCAGCACAGUGUGCAUUACUGCUCGGUAUAGGGUUGCAGCACAAGACUGUGGACGAUCUGGAAAAAGAGAUUGAUCUCCCAAGCUCACAGCUCAUGGGCCUCUUCAACCGUCUUAUCCGUAAAUUUGUGCAAGCCUUCACCAGCAUCCAGGAAAAGGCGAUUGAGGCAGAGAUGGCAGAAGCUAAAGAUGUAGCCUUGGAGCCAACUGUGAAAAGCCUUAAUGAUGAUCUGAAUGAAGCUGCCAAAGAAUUUGAGGAACAACACAAGCAGGAAAUAGAGAAAGUGAAGGAAAUGGACUUGGAACAGUACAGGAUCCGUGGGGAUGAUGAGGAGUGGGACCAGGUGUUGAAGAAAGCAGGGAACACAGCUAUUGUCAGCAUAAAGAGUGACAAGAAGAGGAAGAUGGUUAGGGGGAAUGUGGAACAGAGCAAUGGCGGUCCCCAACAUGGGAAAAUGAAAAAGAAGGAAAUGCAACAUGGCAAAUUCAAGAAGAGCAAGGACAAGCAUGGGAAAUUUGGAAAGAAGGUGUGACAAUAGAGUGCUGCAUCGACAGGACACUGAGUGGCUGCAAAGCAACAGCAGCCAGAGAAUUAUGGAUUUCUUGGAGGGACAUGUACUGAAUCAAAACAAAUGGUAUCUUCUUUUUCUUUUAUCCCUGACCAUUUCUUUGAAUUUAUGUCAUAACAUGUUGCUUUGGUUUAUGUGGUGUUCAAGACCAAAAACACAAUACACACUUGUACUAAAUAAGAAGAAUUUACUUAUUUCAAGUAUUUCAAACAUUUGAUAACUAGUUUUUGAGGUCCAUUUUUGUUGUCAUUAUUUCUAUAAAUAAAAAAAAAACAUUUAAACUUUUUUUAAAACUAGAAACCUGAGGUAUAUGACUGGUUUUAAGCUUCACUGAGUUAGUCACUUAAACACCUGAGGCUGUAAAUCUAUCCACUUCUGUCUGAGCUGCUGUUUCACGGUCUCUGGUGCGAAGAUGCAAUCUAUGGCUUGCUGGGAGAGCUUCCACAUGGCGUCAUGACUCAGGCCAAAUGUGGAAGCCGCCAGCUGAUACUCCUGAGACAAGUCUGUACAGAAGACGCCCUUAUCAUCGGUCUGUAAUAUGACAAAGAAUAAAAAUCAUUCAUGGUGAACCAA
Solea senegalensis (Senegalese sole) is the source of this 3856-nucleotide messenger RNA. RefSeq names its product N-acetyltransferase 10 (gene nat10). Gene Ontology annotation, biological process: rRNA acetylation involved in maturation of SSU-rRNA. The coding region runs from base 134 to 3247 and encodes 1037 amino acids. NCBI's taxonomy places the organism in Eukaryota, Metazoa, Chordata, Actinopteri, Pleuronectiformes, Soleidae. Gene Ontology annotation, molecular function: tRNA binding; 18S rRNA cytidine N-acetyltransferase activity; ATP binding. Gene Ontology annotation, cellular component: nucleolus; 90S preribosome. The record is from RefSeq and is a predicted model, not a curated record. The transcript is spliced from 29 exons.